Molecule: messenger RNA, 1943 nt
Organism: Hippocampus zosterae (dwarf seahorse)
Lineage: Eukaryota; Metazoa; Chordata; Actinopteri; Syngnathiformes; Syngnathidae
Product: whirlin-like
Exons: 9
Biological process (GO): auditory receptor cell stereocilium organization; sensory perception of sound
Cellular component (GO): cilium; stereocilium tip; photoreceptor inner segment
Molecular function (GO): protein binding
Source: RefSeq, a predicted model, not a curated record
UGUGACCUCUCUUUGACCUUUGACCUACGUACCCGUGCGUGUCACCAGCCUCUGCCCGGCCCGCCCUCGCAGUCUUGCCCCUCCUCCACCGCUCCUUUCUGUUCCCCGCCCCCGUCGCAGGUGGGCGAUCAAAUCCUUGAAGUCAACGGCCGCAGCUUCCUGAACGUGCCCCACGACGAAGCCGUCCGAGUACUGAAAUCGUCGCGGCACCUGAUGAUGACGGUGAAGGACGUGGGCCGCUUGCCUCACGCCAGGACGGUGGUGGGCGAGACCAAGUGGAUCGCCAGCUCGCAGAUCGCCGACAGCUCGGCCGACGGCAGUCUGGCUGGUUACUCCGUGGACCAGGGAGCUUCUGCUGCCGGAAAGGCUGGUUUUUACAAGGGCGUGGCCGGAUCGCAGGUGACCUUGUCCAGCCUGGUCAACCAAUCCCGAGCGAUGCUGGAAGAGCAAGCGCGUCACCUUCUGACCGAGUCGGAGCGGCAAACCAUGGGAUACUACCUGGAAGAGUAUCGGGACGGACACGUCGGCGUGGAGCAGCUCGUCAUGGCGCUUUUCGAACUGCUCAACACGCACGCAAAGUUCUCCCUCCUGUCCGAAGUGCGCGGCCUGGUCGCCGCGCAGGACUUGGAGCGCUUCGACGGACUGGUGCUCCGCCGUGAAAUCCAGGCCCUCAAGGCGCGGCAGGGCGCGGUGGGAGGAGCCCCGCCCGCGCUGCAUCCGGACUCUCUGUCCGCCGCGUCGUCGUGCCCCGACGCUCCGACCUCGUCUUCGGCCAGCGUCGCCACGCUGAGCUCCGCACGGAACGACAACGCGCCGGAUCCAAAUCGGCAGGAUCCCUUGGACAGCCUGAACACGCUGCUGGCUGACGUCUCUCUGGAUGACGUACAGUCCGCCACAGCCGACUCCCCCCCUUCCUUCAAGCCUCCGCCCCCAUCAGGGGUACAGAGGCGCAAGAGUAGAAGAGACCAGCUCACCAAACGCCCCUCGUCCGAAUCCACGCACUCGAGCUCGCGCUUCGCGGCCGCCGCCGCCGCCAAGCAAAAGCCGCUUCACGCCCCUUCGUCCCCCUCGCUACAUCGCAAACGGGAAGCCCCCCCCGUCUUGCCUUCCCGGGACUACGCGGCCAUCCGAAAGAGAGAACACAAAAGCCCCGAUCGUUUGUCGCUGGUCGCCCGACCCAGUAUCGGCCCUUUUCCACGCGUCCGGUCCCCGAGCGGGGCUGCCAAAGUGGCGGAGGCACGCCGCCCUUCGCCGCCACCUGCGCCCCCGCUGCCCGCGCCUCUUCGUCCUCCGUCUCUUCCCCUUAAGCCGGCGACGAUGUCCAAAGCGUCGUCGCCGGGCUCUAAGCGGCACUUUGUUACGGUGGAGGUGCACAGGCCCAACGCCGAGCCCGACGUCAAUGAGGUGCGGCCGCUGCCCCAAGCUAGAGGUGGCGCCCUGUCUCAGCUGUCAGACAGUGGCCAGACUCUCAGUGAGGACAGCGGCGUGGACAUAACUGAGUCAGGACACGUCAGCAACUCCCACUCCUCAUGCACACGACACCCUCAAGACAGCCAGGGGGGCGGGGGGGACAACCCCACCAAACCGCCGGGGCUGUUGGAGCCCACCUCCACUCUCGUGAGGGUGGCCAAGAGUGCGAGCACUUUGGGCAUCGCCAUUGAAGGAGGAGCCAACACUCGACAGCCAUUGCCGCGAAUCGUCACCAUACAGCGAGGCGGUUCGGCUCACAACUGUGGUCAGCUGAAGGUGGGUCAGGUGAUCCUGGAGGUGAACGGGAUCUCGCUGAGGGGCCGCGAGCACAAGGACGCCGCCCGCCUCAUCGCCGAGGCCUUCAAGACCAAAGACAAGGACUUUGUGGACUUCCUGGUGACCGAGUUCAAUGUAGCACUAUAGCCGAGCGGGGACGGGCGAGAGAGGCGAGCCGGGGAAUUCAAGGACAAAAG